Lepus europaeus (European hare) is the source of this 3465-nucleotide messenger RNA. It is a transcript of the gene LZTS2, whose product is annotated as leucine zipper tumor suppressor 2. The transcript is spliced from 5 exons. The record is from RefSeq and is a predicted model, not a curated record. NCBI's taxonomy places the organism in Eukaryota, Metazoa, Chordata, Mammalia, Lagomorpha, Leporidae. Gene Ontology annotation, biological process: negative regulation of canonical Wnt signaling pathway; cell division. Bases 728 to 2815 code for a protein of 695 amino acids.
GAGCCUGCGUGACUGUUCUUGGAGUUGAGGUGGGAGGGCGACUUUCCCGAACUCCUCAGGUCUGCGCGAGCUCGGAGCGCGGCCAGAGCCGUCGCUGGCCCUGGCUGAGCCCCAGCCCUCCGCCCUCCGUCCUGCCCAUCGCGGCGAUUACCCGGGAGAGCCAGGGGUUCCCUUUGCCCACAGCCACGGCGCAUUUCUCAAAAUGGAGCCUCGGCUUGCCCCUCCUUCUCAGUCGGGCUCUGAGAGCGGGAGCCCUACUGGCUGGGCCUGGCGGGCCGGCUUGCGGCGCUCUGGGUCUGGGGGGCCUUGGCUCCUUGCGGUUCCGGGGCCUGGCGCCAUGGGCCGGCCGGCCUGGCUUCCUCGGCCGCCUGACCCCCGCGCCUCCCUGAGCCUUUGUCUCGGCCUUUGGCUCUUUCUCCGAGUGGGCCCGUCGCCUCCCUUCAGUUUUCACUUUCUCUGUGCUCCCUGAAGAGGAGAAAUGCGGACAGAAAUGCCAGCCCGCAUGGCCCCUUCCCCGGUCCUGUCUGUACCCUGCGUGGCCCUGCAGAGGGAGGAGGAGGCUGCCGGGUGCCCGCGUCGCCCAGGGCUGGAGCUUGGGGUGCUGUCAGGCCCCAGCCCUGCAGCCAGGCCCACCAUUGCUCCCAGCAGCUCCUCCGGCAGUGUGGACUGACACCGACCUGGUUCUUGGUGUCUUUUCACUUGGGUAGAGAGGAAAGGGACGAAUUCGAUGGAACACAAGCAAGAAAGAAGGGGAACAGCUCGGACAAAGGUUGUCCUGGAGGCCCCUGGCCAGGCCCGAGCCUCCACCGCCAUGGCCAUCGUGCACACUCUGCCAGUGCCGCUGGAGCCCGCUCCUGAGGCCGCCACUGCCGCACAAGCUCCAGCCAUGGGCAGUGUGAGCAGCCUCAUCUCUGGCCGGCCCUGCCCCAGCGGACCUGCUCCUUCCCGCCACCAUGGCCCUCCAGGGCCCACCUUCUUCCGCCAGCAGGAUGGGCUGCUGCGGGGUAGCUACGAGGCACAGGAGCCACUGUGCCCAGCCGUGCCCCCCAGGAAGACUGUGCCCGGCGCCAGCUUCACCUACAUCAAUGAGGACUUCCGGACAGAGUCACCCCCCAGCCCAAGCAGCGACGUGGAGGAUGCCCGAGGUCAGCAGGCUCGCAGUGCCCACCUCCGUGGCCCCCCACCCAAGCUCAUCCCUGUCUCGGGAAAGUUGGAGAAGAACAUGGAGAAGAUCCUGAUCCGCCCGACAGCCUUCAAGCCCGUGCUGCCCAAACCUCGAGGGGCGCCGGCCCUGCCUGGCUUCCUGGGGCCGCGGGCCACCGGGCUGUCCGGGAGCCAGGGCAGCCUGACACAGCUGUUUGGUGGCCCUGCUUCCUCCUCCUCCUCUUCCUCUUCCUCCUCGGCUGCCGACAAACCCCUGGCCCUGAGCGGCUGGGCCAGUGGCUGCCCGUCGGGAACGUUGUCUGACUCUGGCCGAAACUCCCUGUCCAGCCUGCCCACCUACAGCACUGGGGGCGCUGAGCCCGCUGCCAGCUCCCCCGGCGGACACCUGUCCUCCCACGGCCCUGCUCGGGGGCCACUGCCUGGGCCAGCCCGAGGGGCCCCCACUGGGCCCUCCCACUCGGACAGCGGCCGGUCCUCCUCCAGCAAGAGCACAGGAUCCCUGGGGGGCCGCGUGGCUGGGGGCCUCCUGGGCAGUGGGGCCCGGGCCUCCCCUGACAGCAGCUCCUGCGGGGAGCGCUCCCCGCCGCCCCCACCGCCCCCACCCCCGUCGGACGAGGCCCUGCUGCACUGUGUUCUGGAAGGAAAGCUGCGUGACCGGGAGGCGGAGCUGCAGCAGCUGCGGGACAGUCUGGACGAGGGCGAGGCCACCGUGUGCCAGGUGCUGGAGGAGAGGCAGCGGCCACGGCCGUGGGAGCGGGAGGCGCAGGCGCAGCAGGCGGCCCAGCGGGCCCAGCGGGCGCAGCAGCUGCUGCAGCUGCAGGUGUUCCAGCUGCAGCAGGAGAAGCGGCAGUUGCAGGAUGACUUCGCGCAGCUGCUGCAGGAGCGCGAGCAGCUGGAGCGGCGCUGCGCCACCUUUGAGCGGGAGCAGCGGGAGCUCGGCCCGCGGCUCGAGGAGACCAAGUGGGAGGUGUGCCAGAAGUCGGGCGAGAUCUCCCUGCUGAAGCAGCAACUGAAGGAGUCUCAGGCAGAGCUGGUGCAGAAGGGCAGCGAGCUGGUGGCCCUGCGGGUGGCCCUGCGGGAGGCCCGGGCAGCACUGCGGGUCAGUGAGGGCCGGGCACGGGGCCUGCAGGAGGCAGCCCGGGCACGAGAGCUGGAGUUGGAGACCUGUUCCCAGGAGCUUCAGCGGCACCGCAAGGAAGCCGAGCGGCUACGUGAGAAGGCCGGGCAGCUGGACGCCGAGGCAGCUGGGCUCCGGGAGCCCCCCGUGCCCCCUGCUGCCACUGACCCCUUCCUCCUGGCUGAGAGUGACGAGGCCAAGGUGCAGCGGGCGGCAGCCGGGGUGGGGGGCAGCCUGCGGGCACAGGUGGAGCGGCUGCGGGCGGAGCUGCAGCGGGAGCGGCGGCGUGGCGAGGAGCAGCGGGACAGCUUCGACGGGGAGCGGCUGGCCUGGCAGGCGGAGAAGGAGCAGGUGAUCCGCUACCAGAAGCAGCUGCAGCACAACUACAUCCAGAUGUGCCGGCGCAACCGGCAGCUGGAGCAGGAGCUGCAGCAGCUCAGCCUGGAGUUGGAGGCCCGGGAGCUGGCCGACCUAGGCCUGGCCGAGCCGGCCCCCUGCAUCUGCCUGGAGGAGAUCACGGCCACCGAGAUCUAGGGUCGGGGCGUCCCGCUCCACAGGGAGCUCUGCCCAGGGCAGCAGCCACAGGUCGCUCAGGCCCCGGGACCCACUGAGCAUCCCCGGGUUGGAGGACCCCAGGGCCACUUGUUUCCCUGGGAUCCCAGCCCCUGGGCCUCUGCGAGCACUCGGGUUGCCAUGUGACAUGGAGGAGCAAGGUCAGGCCCCUCGAGGGUCGCUGUGUUCACUGUCACCCAGAGCCCCCGUUCACUAUAUCUGUGUCACUCCCCAGCUGCUGCCCGUGCCACUGCCAACACCAUCCAGCCCAGCUGCCUGCCAGCCCACUCCAGCCAGGAGAGCUCAGAGGGGAAGGGGCCCCUCAUCUCCACAUUCUUCCCCCACCCCAAAGCCAGAGAGAGCCAGAUGGCGCCAGCUGCUCCAGAUGUGCCUGCCCCUACCCUGCCUGUGCUGGGGGCUGGGGCUGGGACCGGGAUCCGCUCCCCAGGUUCCAGCCCUGCUGCCCCCUCCUCAGGUGAGGGGCUGAAGUCAGACCAAAGGAAGAACUCAGAAAUGUCUUGUUUAUUUGUGUUUGUGACCAAGCAGUCCCUCCCAACACCCAGGUUUAUGGCCUCGUUUUCAAGUGUAUAUUUUUCACACUGUAAAUUUGUACAAACCCAAAGAAAAAAUUA